GGAAGACAGACGACCGAAACUAGUGAUACUAUACGCUACACAAACCGGUAAUGCGUUGGAUGCCGCUGAGCGUGUGGCUCGAGAAGCCGAGCGCCGAGGUUGCCCAGUUAUGCUCCUUUCCAUCGACGAAUACGACGUUUGGGUUAUGCUGCACAGAGUCCUUUGGUGUUUACCGUUUUUGGUGACGUGCUGGAAGGGGAGAUAUGCUAGACAGUGCUGUCUGGAUUGCAGCACCUUUGUUCCUUAUGUGGAUUCUCUAGAGGGAGUGUAAUCCUACAGCAUUUGAAGGCUUUGAGAGGACUGCAACGAAAGUUCCUUACCUCAUGAAGACACUAUAAUUUUUGUUGUUUCUACAACAGGCCAGGGAGAUACACCAGAUUCCAUGAAGGUCUUUUGGAAGUUUCUUCUGCAAAGAAAUUUAAGUAAGCAUUGGCUGGAAGGUGUUCGCUAUGCUGUGUUUGGUUUGGGUGAUUCUGGUUAUCAGAAAUAUAAUUUUGUUUCUAAGAAGCUUGACAAAAGACUUUCAGACCUUGGGGCAAUGGCUAUUGUUGAAAAAGGUUUGGGAGAUGACCAGCAUCCCUCAGGUCCUUCUCAGCUCUCUCUAUCUCUCAUCUUCCGUGAUCUGCGACCACCGUAGAUCGGCAACCAUCAAGCCUCUCUCUCCCUCCGCUGUUUCUCUCUCCAUCUUCAGGUAUGAGGCUGCACUGGAUCCAUGGAUGUCAUCUUUGUGGAGUAUGUUGAAUCAAAUCAAUGAUAAAUUCUUCCCACAAGGUCCAGAUUUUCUGAUUCUAGAUAUGAAAUUGAUUGAUCAACCAAAAAUUCAUAUCACAUAUCACAGUGUUGACAAGGUGGAUUCACAAUCUUCACCAAACUCAGAUUUAAAAUGGAUUGAGAUGCAAAUUGAGAGGGCCCGCUCAAUGUCUCCUGGAAAAUUUACUCGUGACAAGACUAGGCCCAACUGCUUUCUUAAAUUGAUACAAAAUCAACGAUUGACCAGAGCAGAAUGUGGAAAGGAUGUGCGGCACUUUGAGUUUGAAUUUGUUUCAUCUACUAUUGAAUACAAGGUUGGUGACAUUCUUGAGGUCCUCCCUAGUCAGAAUCAAGCGGCAGUAGAUUCAUUCAUACAGCGUUGUAAUUUGGACCCUGAUGCUUUCAUUACCGUCCAUCCUAAAGAGAUGAACAAUCACCUUCUUCAUACUCAUACGAGUGCAAAUGUUCCGAUCAAAUUAAAAACUUUUGUGGAGUUGACAAUGGAUGUUGCUUCAGCUCCUCCUCGGCGCUAUUUUUUUGAGGUCAUGAGUUAUUUUGCAACAGCUCCACAUGAAAAGGAAAAACUUCAAUAUUUUUCUUCACCUGAAGGAAGAGAUGAUCUAUAUCAAUACAAUCAGAAGGAACGAAGAAGUGUUCUUGAGGUAUUAGAGGACUUUCCGUCUGUCCAAAUGCCAUUUGAAUGGCUGGUGCAGUUGGUUCCGCUGUUGAAAACCAGGGCUUUCUCCAUAUCUUCAUCCCCUAUAGCUCAUUCCAAUCAAGUGCAUUUAACUGUCAGUGUAGUGUCAUGGAUGACACCUUUUAAAAGGAAGCGAAGUGGUCUGUGCUCAACAUGGCUAGCCAAACUUGAUCCUGAACAAAGCAUUUAUAUUCCAGCAUGGUUUCAGAAAGGUGCCCUUUCUCCUCCACCACCAUCACUUCCACUAAUUCUUAUUGGACCCGGAACUGGUUGUGCGCCCUUUCGUGGAUUUGUGGAGGAAAGAGCGAUUCAAAAUGAAUCCAGUGCAACUGCUCCAGUUCUAUUCUUCUUUGGUUGCCGAAAUGAGGAUGGUGACUUCCUAUACAGAGAUUUUUGGUUGUCGCUUACCCAAAAUGGUGGGGUGCUUUCAGAAGCUAAAGGUGGAGGUUUAUUUGUUGCUUUCUCAAGAGACCAGCCACAGAAGGUUUAUGUGCAGCAUAAGGUGCGGGAAAACAGUCAGAAGAUUUGGAAUUUGCUGACUGAGGGGGCUGCCAUCUACAUUGCAGGUUCAUCUACAAAAAUGCCUUCUGAUGUAUUGUUGGCCUUUGAGGAUAUCGUAUCCAAGGAAGGUGGGCUUCCAAGGGAAUCUGCUGUGAGGUGGCUUAGGACUCUGGAAAAGGCUGGCAGGUACCAUGUUGAAGCUUGGUCUUGAUCCCUGCUUUAAUUCUUCAUGUUAUGGGAAGACCAAACAACAGUUUUGCAGUUUGAGUGUUGUAGAUUGAAUAUAGUCUAUGAAACUCUAAAUUGAUUUAUUUGACUAAAGUUUAUACUCCGAGCAGUUUAGGUAGAGGAGAUUGGGUCCUCAAUACAGCAUAUGUAACAGUUGUAUGAUAUUGUAUAAUGGCGUAAAUUUCUUCCAAAAGUGUGAAAUAUAUUUCCAUUAAUCA
Molecule: messenger RNA, 2394 nt
Organism: Quercus robur (English oak)
Lineage: Eukaryota; Viridiplantae; Streptophyta; Magnoliopsida; Fagales; Fagaceae
Product: NADPH-dependent diflavin oxidoreductase 1
Exons: 14
Coding region: 450-2159 (569 amino acids)
Cellular component (GO): cytosol
Molecular function (GO): flavin adenine dinucleotide binding; NADPH-hemoprotein reductase activity; FMN binding
Source: RefSeq, a predicted model, not a curated record